Messenger RNA from Hordeum vulgare subsp. vulgare (domesticated barley), 944 nucleotides. RefSeq names its product sucrose synthase 5-like. Gene Ontology annotation, molecular function: sucrose synthase activity. Lineage: Eukaryota; Viridiplantae; Streptophyta; Magnoliopsida; Poales; Poaceae. Gene Ontology annotation, biological process: sucrose metabolic process. The record is from RefSeq and is a predicted model, not a curated record. The coding region runs from base 1 to 702 and encodes 233 amino acids. The transcript is spliced from 5 exons.
AUGGCAAAAAGUUUACCUGAUGGCAAAAAUGUCCAAUGGCAGCUUUGUCAUCCUGAGAACUGGGGCAAAAAAUGUUUCAGAUUUCAGGAGUGGGGGUUGGGGAAAGGAUGGGGUGAAAAUGCCGAGAGGUGCAAGGAGACUCUGAAUUUCCUAUCUGAAGUGCUCCAGGCAACAGAUCCUAUCAACAUGGAGAAGUUCUUCGGCAGGAUUCCAUCCAUAUUUAACAUUGUUGUCUUCUCCAUCCAUGGUUACUUUGGCCAAGAGAAGGUUCUAGGAUUGCCAGACACCGGCGGUCAGGUUGUCUACAUCCUGGACCAAGUCAGGUCCAUGGAAGAGGAGCUGGUGCAGAGGAUCAAGCAGCAGGGUUUGCACAUAACACCAAAGAUUCUUGUGCUAACAAGACUGAUACCAGAUUCCAAAGGCACGAAAUGUAAUGUGGAGCUCGAACCGGUUGAGAAUACGAAAUAUUCAAACAUACUACGUGUGCCAUUCAAGACUGAAGGCGAGAAGGAUUUGCACCAGUGGGUAUCCUGGUUUGACAUUUACCCUUACCUAGAGAGAUACACUCAGGAUGCUUCUGCCAAGAUCCUUGACAUUCUAGAGGGCAAACCAGACUUGAUCAUUGGCAACUACACCAACGGAAACUUGGUGGCGUCCCUCAUGUCGAGCAAACUAGGAGUCACACAGGUGGGAAAUGAUUGAUCAAAAAGGAUUCCUCAAGAUCUCUUUUACCAGCAAUCACAGUUGAUAUGACAUCCCAAAGUGGUCUUCCUGACAGGGAACAAUUGCACAUGCUCUCGAGAAGACAAAGUAUGAGAACUCAGAUGCUAAGUGGAGAUGAUGUAGACAACAGUUUAAUCAUUAGCACAACUGAUUCAUGAGCUGUGUCACUCUUAUUGAAAUAUAGUCACUGGCAUGAGUUUUUGAAGAUUAUGAGAAUUAUA